Effrenium voratum is the source of this 2965-nucleotide messenger RNA. NCBI's taxonomy places the organism in Eukaryota, Dinophyceae, Suessiales, Symbiodiniaceae. The record is from the annotation of a GenBank genome assembly.
GGAUGCCACAAUGGCAUUGGCGGAGAACAGUUCCGGCCAAACAGCUGCUGAAGUUGCCAUGCGUUCGGGAGACAGGUCCAUCAUCAGUGCUUUUCAGGAAUGCCGGGCACGUCGCUGAGUUUGGACAAGCAGAGAAGACACUGCUUCCCAUUGUGCCUGUUUUGGCCACGGACUCGUCCCGGCCAAGACCAAGAAGGGCGCCGGUUCCAUGCAGGGCGCGAAUCGUUUGGCUGGCGCUUGCGUGCGUAGCGGCCUGUCCUGGCGCGACGCGCAGCUUUUUGAACGCAUUCCGGAAUAGCGCUGUGGACGCUUCAGCACGACGCCCGAGAUGGAAGCAAGCGGGCAUUUCCACGCCACGCCGGCUGGUUGCCAGACAUGCCAGGGAGUUCAUCCCAACAGCAGAGGCAGCUUUCUUGACGCCGCCGGCGCAACCGCUCACUCUCAGUCCGGACGGCACUCGAACCGCUCGCUUUGAAUUUGGCGAGCCUGGCAUCAUGAUCCGGGUCGAGGCGGCUUUCGGAAAGGGCGCUUCGAACGUCAGUGAGGGCAUCACUAUCAUACCCAGGUCCAAGCUUGGGGUGAUGGGCGUGCGAGACCUGUUUUGGUUGGACAACGGCUCCUUCCUCAUCACGGGCUAUGAGGGCCCCAGCGGCCGCUUCUAUGCCUGGGUUGUGGACCUGGGCAAGGGCAGGGCCAGCCUGGUGAACCUCCCGUCCAAGGAGGCCAGCUUGUUUGUUCCAUUGGGCCUAUCUGGCGUGCCGAUCCUGCGGCUGGAUGAUCAGGGCUCCCCUGAGGUGCUCCUGGGCUUUAUUGCCGAGGGAGUUUUGCAAUGGAAUUGGUACACCCGCGCUGGAGAUCUGAUUGAUGCAGCCAUUGACGAUGAGCUGCCCACUAGCCUCUGGCGCGAGGUUUUGCUUUCCAAGUUGGGGCUGAUUGAUGCUGUGCUGCUUCUGAACGGCACAGUUUGCCGUCGAAGCCCUGAUGGCUGGCUCAACCUUGGUGCCUUGCAGCUGGCUGCGGAGUCCAGUGACGAAGUGUUUGGUGCAGUGGCCGCGCAGCCAGUGCUGCUGCAGGAAUACCUGGUCGCCCUGGACCCGGACUUUGGAGUUCUGGCGGUGGACGUCGUUGGCGAGGGCAGCGCGCCGCAGUUCUUCCCGGGCGCAGAGGAGCUGGGUCAAGACCUGCCUGAAGGUGAGCUUGGCGCCUGGGUGCUGCGGCAGUCCCAGGACCGGGAGACCGCCGGGCUGCUGCGCCUGGCCGAAAACGCGGCGCCGGCGCCCGUCUUCGCCCACCCCUUCGCAGAUGUGCGCGCGAGCGGUGCUUGGGUCAAUCCGAAAACCGAAGAAGUGGAAGCCAUCACUGUGGACGACCUUGUGCCGCGCACGUACAGCCUUUGCCCCCAGCAUGAGGAUCUCAUGGCCUCAGCAUCAUCCAACUUGCCCAAGAAGAUUCGGCUGAAUGGUGUCGAGUUGUCUUCUGACGGCAUGGUUCUUCUCUCCCUCAACCAGCACGGGGAGCGGUGGGUGGCUUACUUUGCACAUCCCUUGCUGUGUGAGCCCGUGGCCCUCCCUGCAGAGCCGGGCGCCGCGGGCUUUGGGCGCGAGGCGCUGUUGCUGCGGGGCACCGCGCUGAGCGCGGAGAGCGCGAAGCUGCGGCCGCGGCUGGAGGCACAGAGGCUGCAAAGCGACGCUGGAGACUUGCCAGUCUACUUGGCAAUGCCUCGCGAAGGGGCUUCAGCGCUGGUUGUCCGCCUACACGACGGCCCCGAUCAGCGGGACCGACAGGGAGCCGACAGCCUGGAUGCGUGGUUGCUCAGCCGGGGGUAUGGCGUCCUGAAGGUGAACUUCCGGGGCUCCGCGGGCUUCGGGCGGCGCUGGCGCAGCUCCCCCGGCUUCGCGGGGGACGUGGAGCACGCGGUGGCCUGGGCGCGCGAUGCUCACCAGCUUGGUCCGGUGGCUGUGCUGGGCUCUUACUUCGGGGCCUACGCGGCGCUCCACACGGCAAGUCGGCUGAACGCCGCUUGCGUGGCCGUGGCGCCGCUGCGGCCGGGCAAGGAGGCGCCAGAGGCCUUCGCCCCAUCCGAGGCGGCGAAGCCGCCGCCCACGGACCUGGAGCUGUCGCAUCCGCUGCUGGUGGUGGAGUACGAGCGGGACGACGCCGACGCGCUGCAGCCUUGGGCUGCGAAACUGGCGCCGCCGGGGUGUGAGACCAAGGACUGGCCAACGACAGCCAGCUAUGUACAGUAUGCAGGGGAGCGCCGCGGUGGAGGAGUCGUGCGGCAGAAUAUGCUGGACUUGUACAGGCGCGUGGAUUCCUUUUUGCAUAGCCACCUCGGCAAACUCGGAGCGGAAGACUUGCUGAAGGAGGAUUUUGUGGACGAAGUGCCGUUCCUGUCUGGAUCGCUUCAACCCGCUUCAAGCAGCUUGGUAUCUACCUUUGCCGAGGGCAUUGAGUUGUCGUUGGAGCGCGCGCUCCGCGAAAGCAGAGGUGAUCAGGUUGCUGAUAGACUGCCGGUGCUCCACUCGGCCCACGGUGCUCCGGCGGGCACCGGCUUCGCAGGGGAGAGGAAGCUGAAAGCUGCUGGCAAGAGGCAGGACCUGCUUCCAGCCCCUGCUAGUCGGAUGACAGUGCGCGAGGAUGGAACCAUGGAGGUGACCGUGUCCUUUGCACAACCGCCGAAGGAGCUCUUCGUGCUGCUGAGCGAGGUGUGGAUCCACCUCCGCGCGAAGUCCACGGCGCUCACGUUGGCUUUGCCCAGGCAGCCCAAGCCCGGCCAGCGCAUCGAGGCCUUCCGCCUGCCCGACGGCCUGGGAUUCCAUUUCGAGAUCGCUGGAGAGCCGGCGGUGGGCGCCUUGGAGAACUACAACUUCUGGGCCUCCAAAGGCGGCGGCUGGGCGCUGCUGGACGUGGUGCUGCCAGAGGAGCUGGAGGAGGCUGCAGUGAUGCUGGGCUAGCGGCAAGGAGG